Salarias fasciatus (jewelled blenny) is the source of this 1314-nucleotide messenger RNA. RefSeq names its product carboxypeptidase B2-like. Lineage: Eukaryota; Metazoa; Chordata; Actinopteri; Blenniiformes; Blenniidae. The transcript has 11 exons. Gene Ontology annotation, molecular function: zinc ion binding; metallocarboxypeptidase activity. The coding region runs from base 1 to 1299 and encodes 432 amino acids. The record is from RefSeq and is a predicted model, not a curated record. Gene Ontology annotation, biological process: fibrinolysis; proteolysis.
AUGACGACUCUUUUUGUUUUAUCACUUCUAAUUCAUCUGGAUUUGCUCCUGCAGACGGGACGCUGCACUGAAACGCAAGAUCAGAUUCUCUCCAUCACCCCGAAAACACAAGAACAGGUGUACAUCGUGAGGAACAUAUCCACCCAGUUUGAGACAGGGUUGUGGCAGCCCGUUUCACCCCACUACAUCCAGGAGGACAGCCAAGUCCACCUGUUUGUGCCUGCGAACAGCUCCGGAACGGUGAAAACUCUGCUGCAGAGGAGCGGCGUCACGCACGAGAUUUUACUGGAAAACGCCAACGAGCUGAUCGAGAUGCAGACGAGGAACGACAGCACCGACCCGCGGAGCAGCGCCACGUUCUACGAGCGGUAUCACACUCUGGAGGACAUCUACUCCUGGAUAAACCGGACGGCGAACGACAACCCGAACACCGUCAAAGUCAUUCUGAUUGGCUCUUCGUACGAGAAGCGACCCCUCUAUGCCCUGAAGUUGUCCAUGAAUAAUAUUCCGGGGAAGAAAGCCAUGUGGCUGGACUGCGGGAUCCACGCCAGAGAGUGGAUCUCUCCGGCGUUCUGCUUAUGGUUUGUGCACUACUCUUUAUCAUUUUACCGGAUAAAUGCAGACAUCACUCACAUCCUGGACAGCAUGGACGUCUACGUCCUGCCUGUCCUCAACCCUGAUGGAUACCGGUACACCUGGACGACAAACAGGAUGUGGAGGAAGAACCGCUCCGUCAGUCCGGCCAGCAGCUGCAUCGGAGUCGACCUCAACAGGAACUUUGACGCCAACUGGUGCACUGAGGGGGCUUCGCCUGACCCCUGCACCGAGAUCUACUGCGGCGCCUUCCCCGAGUCGGAGCCGGAGGCGCAGGCCGUGGCGGACUUCCUGCGCAGCCACAAGGACUCGGUGCAGCUCUACCUCACCAUCCACUCCUACUCCCAGUUGCUGCUCUUCCCUUUUUCCUACAAGCUGGAGGAAACGGAAAAUCACAGAGACCUGCUUGAGAUGACCCAAGAAGCCGCCCAGAAAAUCAGAAGGUAUUACAGGAACGUCUACAGAUACGGCGCCGGAGCAAAGACGAUCUAUCUGGCCCCCGGGGGGUCUGACGACUGGGCCUACAACCUCGGCAUCAAGUACUCCUUCACGUUUGAGCUGCAGGAUCGAGGGCGGUACGGGUUCCUGCUGCCUCCGUCUCACAUAUCCGGCGCCUGCAACGAAGCUCUGCUGGCCACAAAGAUCAUCGCCUUGAAGGUUUUAGAGAAAACUCAGGCUCCAGCAAAGUCCUUUCAGACUGUUUAGGGCUUCACCAGAUGU